This is a messenger RNA of Sclerotinia borealis F-4128, 1641 nucleotides long. NCBI's taxonomy places the organism in Eukaryota, Fungi, Ascomycota, Leotiomycetes, Helotiales, Sclerotiniaceae. The record is from the annotation of a GenBank genome assembly.
AUGACGACUGAAGUUCAAUGUAAUGGGCAUCAUGAUGCUUCACCGUUAAUUUCCAAUUCUUUGAACCACAACGACAGUCACCGAAGCUGGGUGGUUCAGAAAUUUGGUGGCACAAGUGUGGGCAAAUUCGCUGUAAAUAUUGCGGAGGAUAUAGUACGUGCAAGCUUGAAAAAUCAUAGAAUCGCAGUUGUCUGCUCCGCGAGGAGUACUGGGAAGAAGGUCGAGGGCACAACAAGCCGAUUAUUAGAGAUCCACGGUGUCCUUCAAUCCGUCAAUUCCUUGAAAGACUUGGAUUCAGACUAUUAUAAGAGCUUGGUCAGUAAAUACGAAGGACUGGUGGACGUUAUCCGCGACGAUCAUAUUGCGGCAGCGAAUUCACAUAUACGGGAUGAGGCUAUAGCCUCAAGGCUCGCAAAGGACAUUGAAACCGAAUGUAAGGAGAUACGGGAAUAUCGAUUAGCUGUUGAACGAUGGCACCUGGAAAUCGAUUCCAGAUCAAAGGAUCGCCUGGUUAGCUUUGGGGAGAAACUUAGCUGUAGAUUUGUGGCAGCUUUAUUACAAGACAGGGGAGUUGAUGCUGAAUACUUGGACCUCUCGGAUGCCAUUCAUUUUAAGACGCCAAAGGGAAUGAACUUAGAGUUUUACAGAGACGUGGCCGCGGCGAUAAAAGAGAAGAUAGACGCUUGUCAGGAUAGAGUGCCCAUUAUUACUGGAUAUUUUGGAACCGUCCCAGGUGGUUUAAUGGAUGGAGAAAUCGGGAGAGGAUAUACAGAUCUCUGCGCGGCAUUGGUGGCUGUCGGAGUCGCGGCAGAAGAAUUGCAGGUAUGGAAAGAAGUUGAUGGCAUAUUUACAGCAGAUCCCUCGAAAGUGCCAACCGCGCGACUUUUGUCCACUAUUACACCAUCCGAAGCAGCAGAAUUGACGUUCUAUGGUUCGGAAGUCAUUCAUCAUCUGACUAUGGAUCAAGUAAUUCGAGCGACCCCACCGAUCCGGAUCCGGAUUAAGAAUGUUAGGAACCCACGAGGAAACGGCACAAUCAUUUUACCAGAUCCUAUAUUAGAACCUUCACAGCAGACCCAUAAAAGGAGCCCGAGCCCUAUGGACUCGAAGAAGACGCCUAAACGGCCUACAGCCGUUACUAUAAAGGACAAGAUAUCCGUCAUCAACGUACACUCGAACAAGAGAUCGAUUUCGCACGGUUUCUUUGCCAAGGUGUUUUCCAUACUGGACAGUCGAGAGAUUUCUGUCGAUCUUAUUUCUACUAGCGAGGUUCAUGUUUCCAUGGCCGUUCAUUCGGCGCACAUCUCCGCGGAAGCUAUGCAGGAGACCAAGACGGAGCUCCAAGAGUGCGGCGAAGUCAGCAUCCUUAGUGAAAUGGCUAUCCUCAGUCUGGUUGGAUCGGAAAUGAAAAACAUGGUCGGAAUUGCUGGCAGGAUGUUUUCUACCCUAGGAGAAAAUAAUGUCAAUAUCGAAAUGAUAUCUCAAGGUAAAUUUAGAAUCUCCGUCCAAUACAUCGAUUUGACAACUAACGAACGACCUUCAGGGGCGAGUGAGAUCAAUAUAUCUUGUGUCAUAGACGCUUACGAGGCCACGCGCGCGAUGAACAUAUUGCAUACCAAUCUUUUCACAUUUUUAGAAUAG